AUGCACAAUCUGUAUAAAGCAGAAUUAAAAAGUGAAGUUGAAGUAACAACACCAACAGCAACUGAAGAAAAAGGAAUUGAAACAAUUGUUGAUAAAAAAGUUACAACAGAACCAAUAAAACAAGAAGAGACAGUUAGUGGACAGACUGUUCCUAAAGAAAAACCAACUAUUCAAGAAACUGAAAAAGUCAAAGAAUCAAAAGAAACAUCAACAGUAAAUGGAGCAAGUGAAACAGCUGGAGAUAAUCAGAAAAAAGAAGAUGUGAAAGAAUCAGAAAAACAAUCAACAGGAGAAAAUGGCAAAGGAAGUAAGGAGGAACACCAAGACACUGAACGUCCAAGUGGACAAGAGGCUGACACAACACACAAUGAACAAAACAAACAGAAAGUUGAUGAAAACCAUGAAAAUCAGAAUGGAAAUGAGAAGAACCAAGAAAAGAAUCAAGAAAAUCCGAGUGAGAAAGAAGGAAAAGCAGAACACAUUAAAGAUGAAAAGAACGACAACCCACAAGAUGAUAAAGGAAAAGAACAAAGUCAAGAAAGUGAUGCAAGUGAAAAGAAAAAAGGAGGUGAGACUAAAGACAAUGAAAGUGAUAAUGAAGAUAGUCAGAAAAACAAAGAUAAAAAUGAAGAAAAGAAAAAUGAAGAAGAAACAAGUAACCAAGGACAAGAAAAGAAGAAUAAUGAACAAGAAAAAGAAAACAAAGAUAGUAAUAAUCAACAAAAAUCUAAACAACAAGACAAAAACGCUGAAGAAAAGCAUGAUGAACAAAAAGAUGAAAGUAAAGAUAAUAACAAACAAAACAAACCAGAAGACGGAAAGAAUAAUGAACAAAAAGAUGAAAGUAAAGAAUCAGAAGAUAAAGCAACAGAUAGCUCAGAAAGUGAAUCAGAUGAUGAUAUUAAUAAUCACAAAAAUAUUGAUGGUACAUCAUGUAUAUUUGUCAUUAUUUCGAUCAUUAUCACGUUCUCAUUCUUUUAA
Molecule: messenger RNA, 981 nt
Organism: Entamoeba histolytica HM-1:IMSS
Lineage: Eukaryota; Evosea; Mastigamoebida; Endamoebidae
Exons: 1
Coding region: 1-981 (326 amino acids)
Source: RefSeq, a predicted model, not a curated record